Messenger RNA from Arabidopsis lyrata subsp. lyrata, 871 nucleotides. RefSeq lists its product as uncharacterized. Lineage: Eukaryota; Viridiplantae; Streptophyta; Magnoliopsida; Brassicales; Brassicaceae. Gene Ontology annotation, cellular component: peroxisome. Bases 72 to 410 code for a protein of 112 amino acids. The record is from RefSeq and is a predicted model, not a curated record. The transcript is spliced from 3 exons. Gene Ontology annotation, biological process: regulation of gene expression.
AGUUUCUCUCAUCCGCAAUCACCCAUUAUAUUUGUUUAUCCUCUCGAUCUCCGUAGAGACCAUGACCGGAGAUGUCAACGUUUCGUAAUUGUGAAACCUCGCAUGCAGAAGGCAAAAUAAGCGUCUUAUGGGACUUGACGGAUUUCCCAGUCCCUGAGGGUCGCAGUAUUCGUGAGAUUAUUGGUUCUGUUCUUGUGAAAGAGGGUUAUACUGGUGAGGUGUCAAUCAAGGCUUAUGGUGAGACGACGAAUCCGUACCCGCCUGAAGACGGAUUCACAUUCGUACAGAACAGUGAUAAAUAUUGGAGGCUUACUAGGAUAUUAGUAGACAUUGGUUUAUGGGCAUUGGACAGCCCUGCAUGCUCCCCAUAUUGGACCAGCAACUUUGAUGGUAGUCGCAAAAAACAUUGAAGAAGAAACGCAGUUCGUCCAUCUUGUCCAAAAUUUGAAGGCUUCAUGUUACAAUACCAUCUUUGUAGUGCCUGACGGUUAUCGCCCAGAAGAACUACCAAUGCCUAAUGUAAACUUAGCUUGGUAUUGGAAAAGUCUACUAGAGGGAGGAGAGCCUAUCCCCUAUUGGGAUUUACAAGUCAUGUUAUCUCGAAUGAAACAAGAUGAUUCCGACGUAUUUCGAUUUGAAACUUCUGCUGACGAAGAUAUUUGUAGUUGUGCUAUGUUGUGCCAAGAAGACAAGUAGCUGAUGAUGCAUGGCUCAAUCGAUAAUAAUGUUUUAUCACAAUUGUACUUUUGAUUUCAAAAGACUUUGGCUUUGUGUAUGAAAGUUGACGCUAUCUUUGUCCUCUUAAACUCUGUCUUGUCUUCAAGUGAUUUGCACGGUUUUAAGUUACUAAGUAUUAUUGCAUCUUUGAGCU